Messenger RNA from Rhincodon typus (whale shark), 1554 nucleotides. Its product is annotated as sodium- and chloride-dependent neutral and basic amino acid transporter B(0+)-like. The transcript has 12 exons. Lineage: Eukaryota; Metazoa; Chordata; Chondrichthyes; Orectolobiformes; Rhincodontidae. Gene Ontology annotation, molecular function: L-proline transmembrane transporter activity. The record is from RefSeq and is a predicted model, not a curated record. Bases 1 to 1554 code for a protein of 517 amino acids. Gene Ontology annotation, biological process: sodium ion transmembrane transport. Gene Ontology annotation, cellular component: membrane.
AUGAACAAUGAUGCAGAUGUUCCAUUGGAUCUAAUGGAUUUGAAAGGUGUGGGUGUCACCAUGGUCUUUGUGUCAGCAUUUGUGGCCCUCUACUACAACUGCAUCAUCGGCUACAUUUUGUACUAUUUCAUUGCUUCCUUCCAAUAUCCCUUGCCAUGGUCAGGCUGCUUUGAAUCGUGGGGUGCUGAUGAAAGCUGCAACAAUGAGUUAAAAGAUCUUCCCUGCAAUUUUACACAGGCUAAUGAAACUAUUCAAGUACAACGUGGUGAAAUUUGCACAAAUGACACUCAAAUCUACAUAACUCAAAGCUCGAGUGAACAAUACUGGGUUAAAGCAGUUUUGCGACGUACAAAUUCAGUUGAUGAGACCGGUGGGAUAGUCUGGUAUUUAGCCCUCUGCUUCCUUCUGGCUUGGUUGAUAACUGUGGUGGCGCUAUGUCAAGGAAUCAGAUCUUCAGCAAAGGUCGUUUAUUUUACCGCAACAUGCCCUUAUCUGCUUAUAUUUAUGCUAAUAAUUCGAGGAGCUACCCUGGAGGGUGCCCGGAAUGGAAUUGAGUACUAUCUUGGAAAGCAGUCAGAUCUCUCAAAAUUGGCUGAAGCUGAGGUUUGGAAAGAUGCAGCAACACAAAUAUUCUAUUCUAUUUCCGUGGCCUUCGGAGCUAUAACUGCAUUAUCAUCUUACAACAGAUUCAACAAUGAUUGUUACAAAGAUGCAGUCAUUAUUUCUUUUGUUAAUUGUGGUACAAGUCUGUUUGCUGGAUUUGCCACCUUUGCUAUCCUUGGGCACAUGGCUUAUGUACAGAAUAAGCCUGUUCAAGAAAUUGUGGAGUCAGGUUUAGGUUUGGUUUUUAUUGCCAACCCAGAAGCACUUGGACUCCUGCCAGUAUCAUCACUGUGGUCCGUAAUAUUUUUCUUAAUGCUUUUCACGCUGGGAAUUGACAGUCAGUUUGCAAUGAUGGAAACAAUUACAACAAGUAUAGCAGAUGCACUGCCUAAUUUUAUGCAAUCAAGAUACCUUUCUGUGGUAAUCGUCCUUUGUCUAUCAUUCUAUUUCCUUGGUCUCAUAUUUGCAACACAGGCUGGUAUUUACUGGGUGCACUUAUUUGAUCAUUACUCUACUGGUUUGACUCUACUUAUAACAGCUGCGUUGGAACUUGUUGGUAUAAUCUUCAUUUAUGGGGGAAACAGAUUCAUUGAGGACAUUGAAAUGAUGAUUGGUAAAAAGAGCUGGUACUUCUGGCUGUGGUGGAGAAUAUGUUGGUUUUUAAUUACUCCUUGCCUGAUAACGGGAAUCUUACUCUGGUCGUCUAUCACAUUUCACCAACCACGCUAUGGAUCGUUUGAGUACCCAAUGUGGACAGUGCUGUUUGGCUGGUGUAUAUUUCUCCUCUGUAUUAUUUGGAUUCCAAUUCUGGCAAUUGUGAAAAUUACCCAAGCUAAGGGCUCCAACAUUUAUGAGAAAUUUAUUGCAUCGUGCAAACCUGCUCCUGACUGGGGUCCGCUCUUGAAAAUGAACAGAGGGGAAAGGUACAAACAUCAGACUGACCAUGUAUGA